AUGCACGCCCGUCUCGAAACGUUUGGCUGGGGACCGCAGGGAAACAAGCCGCCGAAAGCAAAGGCGCGUCGUCCUUCGGCGCGCUCGAAGAAAGCCGGCACCACGACGGAGGUCAUAAGCUGGCCCCUUCAAUCCCCGGCCCCAUACGAUUUAGCCUACGCAGGAUUCAUCUUCAAGCCCACAUCCGCGAGCCCCGACAAUGUCCAAUGUUUCAAUUGCGGCUGCCAGCUCGAUGGCUGGGAACCCGCCGAUACGCCUGCUUACGAGCACCUCACACAUUCGCCUACUUGCGCCUUCGCCAUCAAUAUCUGCAUACGUUACCGCCAGGGUGACCCAGAUCGAGUGGAAGAAGACCCCCUGAGCGAGCAUAUGAUGGCCGCGCGUCGCUCGACUUUUGGAGAUUACUGGGACUUGGACACAUCAGCAGGAUUCCCAAGUGUUGAGCAGAUGGUCGAAGCAGGAUGGUACUAUGACCCUAGUGAAGAGAAUCCGGAUGGUGUCACCUGCCCUUACUGCUCCCUGUCGCUGGAUGCCUGGACACCUACCGACGACCCUUUGGAAGAACAUCGUCGACGCGAACCUACCUGUCUCUUCUUCACUCUGAAAGAACUCUACCACCCUCUAGAACUCCCACAAAGCAAGAAAGGAAAGCGCACUUCGAGCAGGACUAGCAGCGCCUCCACGAAGUCGAUUACCAAGAAAUCAUCCACCGCUAAAUCCAAGGCUACGAAAGGAAAGGGAAAAGUGGCAAAGCGCCAGAGCGAACAGACCAAUGCCAGUGUCGAUAUAUCGGAAUUGCCUGUAGAGGUUCCGGUGUCUAAGCCAACGAGGGGGAGGAAACGCGAAAGCCAGUUGACGGAGAGCAGCAUUGAUUUCUCAGAACCCCCUAGACCCGUGAGAAGGACGAAGCGGGCGAGUCAACAAACAGACAAUGGGCUCGAUUCUUCAACCCUUGUCAAGCCCGUCAGGAAGACCAAGCGACAGAGCCAGCAAACCGACACUGGACUUGACUCCUCUAUAAUAGUAAAACCCGGAAGGAAGACGAAACAGCAAAGGGAGCAGACAGACACUGCGCUAGAUGUUCCCGAAUCCCCCAAGCCUGGCAGGAGGACGAAACAGUUGAGUCAACAGACUGAUAAUGGCAAUCUUUUCUCCGAUCCUUCCAAGCCCAUCGAGUCACCCAAACCAGGCCAAAAGACAAAGCGCCAGAGUCAGCAAACUGACAAUGAGAAUCUCUUCUCGGACCCCCCAAAGCCCGCUCCAGCGAAACCCGCCAGGAAGGCGAAGCGGCAGAGCGAGCAGACGGACAUGAGCAUCGAUCCACCUGCGCCACCGCCCGCCAAGGCUAGCAGAAGCAAAGCGACGAAGCGUAAGAGCGACCAGAUGGAAAGCGAUCCGCCAGAGGGCGAGUUCCGCAGGAGCAAACGCACACGUACCAGCGAUGGUAACCCGCAACUUGAAUGGCCAACCUUCUCUCCUCCAGAAUCCAUGAUUGCAUGUACCCCUCCCGCCGUGUUCCGCCCCGAGACCCCGCAGGCGGUGACUCCUCCUACGCCCGUUCCAAAAUGGAACCCCGUGGAUCUCGAGAUAUUCUUUGACCGAGAGAAUCUCCCAGCGAUUACCAAGCUCACCAGCCCGGAGAAGCGGAUGACGAUCGAGGAGUUUCUCAUGCAUGAGGCGAAGCGGCAGGAGGAGAACUUGAGGGUGCAGAUGAUGCAGCAGGUUGCGAAGCUGGAUGUCGAGUAUGCGCGUGCGCUGGCUGCUGUUGAUGAGCUUUGA
Molecule: messenger RNA, 1779 nt
Organism: Westerdykella ornata
Lineage: Eukaryota; Fungi; Ascomycota; Dothideomycetes; Pleosporales; Sporormiaceae
Exons: 3
Coding region: 1-1779 (592 amino acids)
Source: RefSeq, a predicted model, not a curated record